AUGACUUCCCCUAACGGAUAUGGAACACUGGAUGGAACACAAUCGUCUUGGGUUACCACAGCUUCAGGAAAUGAGCAGAGUCCAUUACUUGCGAAAACGAUUAGUUCGCCACGUUCGACUCGCGUUUCCAAGUAUUUGAAGCAGGAAAUUGAUAGACGCCGGGCCGAUCUCGUCCUUCUCUUGUCAUAUGUGAUCACGGGCUUACUGGAUUCCUCCGCUGUCUUCAUAUGGGGUUCAUUCGUGAGCAUGCAAACCGGAAAUACUGUCUACCUCGGGCUUGGUCUGGUUGCUCCAACUGAGGGAACCAGGUGGAUCAGGUCUGGAACCUCGAUCGGGUUCUUCUGCGCGGGCUCGUUCUUCUUCAGUCGAUUUCAUCGAUAUUUCGCCCCAAAGCGUCGAUGGGUACUUCUUGCUUCCUUUUCAGCCCAGUUGGUCUUGGUCACUUCCGCUGCAAUUAUAGUGCACGUCGAUGCGGAGCGAGGAGGCGACCUUCGAUGGGAGGUACUGGUACCGCUUGCCCUCGUGGCAUUCCAAAGCAGUGGACAAGCAGUGACCAGCCGUGCUUUGCAAUAUAGCAGUCUUACUAGUGUGGUCCUCACCAGCAUUUACUGCGACCUCUUCUCCGACCCUUUGAUCAUGGCUGGAUUGACACAGAACGAUGAGAGGAAUCGAAGAGCAGCAGCCCCAGUCCUACUUUUAUUGGGAGCUAUGGUUGGCGGUUUGUGGGCGCAUAGUUCUGUUGGUCUUUCUGGUGCUCUAUGGACUGCCGCAACCAUGAAGAUUAUUAUCAUCCUUGCCUGGUGCUUCUGGAAGGCGGAGCCGGGCUCGGAUAGCAAUGAUGACAACCAGCCCUAG
This is a messenger RNA of Exophiala aquamarina CBS 119918, 855 nucleotides long. RefSeq lists its product as uncharacterized. The record is from RefSeq and is a predicted model, not a curated record. Lineage: Eukaryota; Fungi; Ascomycota; Eurotiomycetes; Chaetothyriales; Herpotrichiellaceae. The transcript has a single exon. The coding region runs from base 1 to 855 and encodes 284 amino acids.